AUGUGUACUUGUGGUCAACCCAAUCACCCAGGAGAGCCGUGCAAUGAACAUAAGAAAUGUAUCAACUGUGAAGGACAGCAUGCUGCUGAUUCUAGAGAAUGUCCGCGGAUGAAGGAAGAAGUUGCCAUCCAAAGAGUGAGGACGCUAGAAAAAAUUAGUUAUCUGGAGGCAAAAAGGAAAGUAAUUAGCUCAUCUCCCCGGGUGUCAUACGCUCAAGUUACCGCUACCCCAAGUGCUACAGUUAAUAAACUUGUUGAAGAACUUCUUCCUCUGCUUUCAAAAACGAUAGAAACACAGAUUAAACAAACCUUUGAUAAAUUUGUAAAUAGACCAGUACGGACAUUGACACCUUUAAAUCUACCUCCUCCUAACCAAUACCUAUCGGAUACGUCUACUCAACCAUCUCUUUCAGAAAAGAGGAAACGUACUGUUAUCCAAAAGGAUAAUGCGGAUGAUCCCGCAGACGAUACUGACGAAAGCUUUCGUCACAAGCCAGCGGAACAUCCUCACUUGCUAAGAAAAAAAAGGGAUGGCCGAAGGGAAAACCCAGAAAGCCUCCAGAUGAUAAGACGAUUAGUUCCGAUGUAA
Molecule: messenger RNA, 588 nt
Organism: Acanthoscelides obtectus
Lineage: Eukaryota; Metazoa; Arthropoda; Insecta; Coleoptera; Chrysomelidae
Source: the annotation of a GenBank genome assembly